AUGUUGGCCCUUACACACCACGAGCAUAAUGCGCCGGAGUUGACCUUGGCAGUUCUUGGCUGCGGAACCAUGGGAAUCGCCAUUCUCUCCGGUAUCCUGUCUUCCCUGCAGGAGAUGUCAGGGCCUCGUCCCCUGCAGACGCCCUCUGGAAGAUCGACCCCCGCCGAUGAGAUCCCUGCCCGACUCCCUUCCCGCUUCAUCGCGUGCGUGCGCCGGCCCGAGUCCGCCAAGAAGGUCAAGCAAGCUCUGUGGGAACACAGCUCUUCGGUCAAGGUGGUACAGAAGGAGAAUGUCGCCGCCGUCAUGAAGAGUGAGGUUAUCAUUCUUGCUUGCAAACCUCAUAUGGUUGAGGACUUGCUUAAUGAGCCCGGCCUAUCGAAGGCGCUCCAUGGCAAACUCCUUAUCAGCAUAUGUGCAGGUGUGACGGUUCCCCAGAUCGAAAAGAUACUACACGGUGCUGUACCGGAGAAGGACCCCGAAGUUGAUGGACGUUGCCGAAUUGUGAGGGCGCUACCCAACACGGCUAGCAUGGUCAGGCAAGGCAUGACUGUAGUUGCAAAUAGCGAGCCGCCCCUACCAGCUCAUACUUCGAGCCUCGUGACAUGGAUCUUUAAGCGCAUUGGCGACGUCAUCUACCUUCCUGCUAAGAAUAUGGAUGCGUCUACAGCACUUGCUGGGUCCGGACCAGCAUUCUUCUCUCUCGUACUUGAGGCUGCUGUUGACGGAGCAGUUUCCCUAGGCGUACCGCGAGCUGAGGCUCAGAGGAUGGCUGCCCAGUCUAUGAAAGGCGCUGCUGCCUUGGUCCUUAAUGGAGACCAUCCAGCACUGCUUCGGGAUAGGAUUAGCACGCCAGGUGGCUGCACUAUCGAGGGUCUCUUAGUGCUCGAGGAAGGACGAGUACGGGGCACUGUUGCCAAGGCCGUGAAACAGGCCGCAGUUGUUGCCAGCCAGCUCGGCAAGGGCACUUAG
Molecule: messenger RNA, 969 nt
Organism: Daldinia childiae
Lineage: Eukaryota; Fungi; Ascomycota; Sordariomycetes; Xylariales; Hypoxylaceae
Product: Pyrroline-5-carboxylate reductase
Exons: 2
Coding region: 1-969 (322 amino acids)
Biological process (GO): L-proline biosynthetic process
Molecular function (GO): pyrroline-5-carboxylate reductase activity
Source: RefSeq, a predicted model, not a curated record